AUGCACCCAGUGAUAGCCGUGGAUGCCACUCAUUUAAAAUCCAAGUACAAGGGUGUUAUGUUUGUAGCAAAUGCAUUCGAUGGCAAUCGAAAUAUAUAUCCUCUUACUUUUGGGAUCGGGGAUUUGGAGACGGAUGCAUCAUGGCAUUGGUUUUUCACUAAACUUCAUGAAGACAUUGGUGAGUGUCCCAAUCUUGUUAUCAUUUCUAAUCGCAAUGCUACGAAAUCUUAUUCCAUUGCUGAGCUUGAUUGUCAUUUUCGGAAGAUCAAGAGAAAGGAACAUGUUGCUCAAUAUCUUGAACAGGCAGGGUUACAUAAGUGGUCUAGAGCUCACAUGGAUGGACGCCGCUACAAUGUAAUGAUAACAAAUAUUGCGGAGUCAAUAAACUCAGUCCUUAGGUUAGCGAGGAUGCUGCCAGUGGUUCAUUUGAUAGGGGAAAUUAUUAAUCUCCUUGUGAAAUGGUUCACCGAACGUCGUGAGUUGGCUAUGAAUUGCACAACAACAUUGUGCCGUAAUUUUGGAGUGAAGAAGUUGAGAAAUAGGUUGGAGGGUGCUGCAAGGAUGAAUGUCGUUAAACUAAAUAAUGUACAGUUUAAUUGUUUGGACAAUGAUAUGGACGGCCUUGUGGAUUUGACGAACAACAAUUGUAGUUGUAGAAACUUUCAGCUUGAGCAGCUACCUUGCAAGCAUGUAGUUGCAGUUUGCCGCUUCUUGAAACUAAAUGUAUACUAG
Messenger RNA from Prunus dulcis (almond), 732 nucleotides. RefSeq lists its product as uncharacterized. The transcript has 2 exons. The coding region runs from base 1 to 732 and encodes 243 amino acids. Lineage: Eukaryota; Viridiplantae; Streptophyta; Magnoliopsida; Rosales; Rosaceae. Gene Ontology annotation, molecular function: zinc ion binding. The record is from RefSeq and is a predicted model, not a curated record.